GGUGCAGAGGCUGCCGCAGCUCCGGCUACAAUCGCCUCCCCAUUCCUGUUCCCCAUUGUUCCUCAUCCCACCCGCCCCCUCCCUACCAUGGCGCAGGAAGCUGGGAAGGGCGCUCGUCUCGGGGGGCCCUGCGGGGAGCCUGCGGAGCUUGGAGGUGAUGCUAGCGAGGAGGAGCACCCCCAAGUCUGUGCCAAAUGUUGCGCACAAUUCACCGACUCGACUGAAUUCCUCGCUCACCAGAAUGCAUGUGCUACUGACCCUCCUGUAAUGGUGAUCAUGGGGAACCAGCAAAACCCCAACAAUGCUUCAGCAUCUUCAGAAUCCCGGCCAGAAGGCCACAAUAGUCCCCAGGUCAUGGACACAGAGCACAGCAGUACCCCGGACUCUGGGCCCUCCGUGCCCACCGAUCCCACCUGGGGCUCAGACCGAAGAGGAGAGGAAUCCUCCGGGCAUUUCCUGGUUGCUGCCACAGGUACAGCGCCCGGGGGAGGUGGGGGUCUGGUCUUGGCCAGUCCCAAGCUGGGAGCAACCCCAUUGCCCCCAGAGUCCACCCCUGCACCUCCCCCUCCUCCUCCUCCUCCUCCCCCCCCUGGCAUAAGCAGUGGCCACUUGAACAUUCCUCUGAUCUUGGAAGAGCUGCGGGUACUGCAGCAAAGGCAGAUCCAUCAGAUGCAAAUGACUGAGCAAAUAUGCCGCCAGGUGCUGCUGUUGGGCUCCAUAGGCCAGACCGCAGGUGCUCCUGCCAGCCCCUCAGAGCUACCUGGGACAGGAGCUGUCUCCUCCACCAAGCCCCUACUCCCCCUCUUCAGCCCUAUCAAGCCUGUCCAAACUGGCAAGACACUGGUACCUUCCUCUUCUUCCUCCUCCUCUUCCUCUUCCUCCUCAGGGGCAGAAACACCGAAGCAGGCUUUCUUUCACCUUUACCACCCAUUGGGGUCACAGCAUUCCUUCUCUGCUGGUGGGGUUGGCCGAAGCCACAAGCCUGCCCCUGCCCCUGCCCCCUCCCAAGCCCUGCCAGGCAGCACAGAACAGCUGAUGACUUCCCCUCACCUAGCAUUUCCAGGCACCACAGGACUACUGGCCGCACAGUGUCUUGGGGCCGCCAGGGGCCUUGAGGCUGCUGCCUCCCCAGGUCUCCUGAAGCCAAAGAAUGGAAGUGGAGAGCUGGGCUAUGGGGAAGUCAUGGGUCCUUUAGAGAAGCCUGGGGGAAGGCACAAAUGCCGCUUCUGUGCCAAAGUAUUCGGCAGUGACAGCGCCCUGCAGAUCCAUCUUCGUUCCCACACUGGUGAGAGGCCCUAUAAGUGCAAUGUCUGUGGCAAUCGUUUUACCACCCGUGGCAACCUCAAAGUCCAUUUCCACCGUCAUCGGGAGAAGUAUCCACAUGUGCAAAUGAACCCGCAUCCAGUGCCAGAGCACCUAGACUAUGUCAUUACCAGCAGUGGCCUGCCCUAUGGCAUGUCUGUGCCACCGGAAAAAGCUGACGAAGAGGCAGUCACGCCAGGUGGAGGUGUGGAACGCAAGCCUCUGGUAGCCUCCACCACAGCACUUAGUGCCACAGAGAGCCUGACGCUGCUGUCCACCGGUGCAGGCACAGCUGCAGCCCCCGGGCUCCCUGCUUUCAAUAAGUUUGUGCUCAUGAAAGCAGUGGAGCCCAAAAACAAGGCAGAUGAAAACACUCCCCCAGGAAGUGAGGGCUCAGCCAUCAGCGGGGUGGCCGAAAGUGGCACAGCAACUCGCAUGCAGCUAAGUAAGCUGGUGACGUCACUCCCAAGCUGGGCACUGCUUACUAACCAUUUCAAGUCCACUGGCAGCUUCCCUUUCCCCUAUGUGCUGGAGCCCUUAGGGGCCUCACCCUCUGAGACGUCAAAGCUGCAACAGCUGGUGGAGAAGAUUGACCGACAGGGAGCCGUGGCAGUGCCCUCUACUGCUUCAGGGGCCCCCACCACGUCUGCCCCUGCACCAUCACCUUCAGCUUCUUCUGGACCUAACCAAUGUGUCAUCUGUCUCCGAGUGCUGAGCUGUCCUCGAGCCCUACGCCUGCAUUACGGCCAACAUGGAGGUGAGCGACCCUUCAAAUGCAAAGUGUGUGGCAGAGCCUUUUCUACCCGCGGCAAUCUCCGUGCACAUUUUGUGGGCCACAAGGCCAGUCCAGCGGCCCGGGCUCAGAACUCUUGCCCUAUCUGCCAGAAGAAGUUCACUAAUGCUGUUACUCUGCAGCAGCAUGUUCGAAUGCAUCUGGGAGGCCAGAUCCCAAAUGGAGGCACCACACUCCCUGAGAGUGGAGAAACUGCCCAGGAGCAUGGCUCUGAGCAGUCUGCAGUCUCUGGGGCAGGGAGCUUCCCUCUGCAGCAGCAAACCCAACAGCCUUCACCAGAGGAGGAAUUGUCCGAGGAAGAGGAGGAGGAAGAGGAGGAAGAGGAAGAUGUGACUGAUGAAGAUUCUCUAGCAGGAAGAGGCUCAGAGAGUGGGGGUGAGAAGGCAAUAUCAGUGCGAGGUGACUCAGAAGAGGCAUCUGGGGCAGAGGAGGAAGCAGGGAUAGGCAUCGCAGCGUCCUCUGGGAAGGAGAUGGAUGGUAAUGAGAAGACCACUCAGCAGUGUGCUCUGCCACCACCACCUCCUCCUGAACUGGUAGAUCAGCCCCAACCAAUGGAGCAGGGCAGCUGUGAUGUUUCAGGAGGCAAGGAAGAGGAGGCCAAACCUGAAAGGAGCUCAAGCCCAGUGGCAUCCCUCCCCCAAGAAGGAGAAGGCACCUGCACCCCUUUGGUAGAAGAGCUGAGCUUACAGGAAACUGUGAGAAAGGAGCCAGGAGAGACCAGCGGCAGAAAGGCCUGUGACCUGUGCAGCCAGACCUUCCCUACGCAGACAGCUCUGGAGGAGCAUCGGAAAAGCCACCCCAAGGAGGCGCUGCUCUUCACCUGUGUCUUCUGCAGGCAGAGCUUUCUUGAGCGGGCCACCCUCAAGAAGCACAUGUUGCUGACUCACCACCAGGUACCACCCUUUGCCCCCCAUGGCCCUCAGAAUACUGCUGCUCUGUCCUUGGUCCCUGUCUGUCCUUCUAUUGCUUCUCCAGGGAUCUCCCCCUUCCCUCGAAAAGAUGACCCCACAAUCCCUUGAAUCCGCUUUCUGUACUUGCUGCCCUUUGACCUAGGAAGCAGAAGCCAAGAGCUCCACAAAGGGACCUCCCAAAGUUUUUUCUCUUUUUUUUCUGAGUUCUCACCUGAUUUGUCUCUAGUGGCUUUUUCUCUAGUCUCUGAGCUUAGGAAUUCUUGUGCUUACAAGAGGAUGGCCCCCUAAGGAAUUGUUAUCCCCUUUUCAUUCAUUGUGACUGAGGGAAGUAGACUUUCUGCAGCUUUUACAUUCUCAAGAGGAUUCCUGUCCUCUUCCUUUUCCUUUCCCUUUGGCAGGUGCACCUAAGCACCCAUCUUUGGAAUUGCAACCCAGACUCAAGGGUCUGGCAGCUUGCUUUCAAAAAGGCUCAAUGUCACCCCUUGCUGGUGACUAGGUCACCCUUCAGGACUUCUUGUCCCAGGACCUUCCCAUUUGUGUAUGGGUGGAGAUGGGUUCCCUACCAUUGUGCAACCAGUACACAGCUUUCCCUGUCACAUGGCCUGCCCACCCAAAGCCCUAGAGUUCCAGCUUCACCUCCAACACCACUGUAGGCUUGGCAUCAUCAGUGCUAUUUGGCCUAGGAAUUGUGCCUGGGAAAGUGACUCAACAGAGAGAUCCAGAGAGGCCAAGGAGAAGAUAGCCCUCCUCCAAUUUAGCCUCCUGCAUCCAAGGCAGUGCCUAAGAAGUUCAUCCUGGGAGAGAAGUAAUGAACUGAAUGUUUCCUCUCUUUCGUCCUGCUCCAGAAGGUGCUAGUAAAGAAGAUAUCCUAGCAAGUGGUGGCUCAACUCUAGGAGGGAGGGGGAAAUGAAGUGCUUGGGCCAUUCUUCCCAGUAAAUCUCUUGAUUUGUCAUUAAAGCAAAGACAUCUCUAGCUUCUCAUUCUUCAUGACCUCUCAAAGUUGAGAAACAAGCAAUUUUCUUGCCAAGAAGGUAUUUUGGGAAGUACAAAGUUAUUGUCUGUUGGUGAGGGUCAUGAAUGAACUAAUGCUAGAAAACUGAAGCAUGUUGCUAAAGCAUAAAUACUGCCGGAAACCUGUGUGAUUAAGGAGGGGAUGUAAAGUCUUAAAAUGUGGACAGUCUCAUGAAUAUUCCUUUGGGCUAAUAGUGACAUUAGUGUUCUCAGCCUUACAUUAGGGAUCAUGGGGGAUUUCUUAGUAAUAGUUUGCUUCUAGUUUUAGAUAACUCCCUCCUUUAUCUCCUGGCCCUUUGUAAUUUUCCUCACCAUCCUCUCUCAGAAUCCCUUUCCUCUCCAGUUUUGCCUGAUUAUGGACUAGGGCUAUGUCUUUGCCAUUGUCUGUUUCUAAGCAUCCACAGACUUUGGGGGACAAGCUUCGAGUAAUUCCCCCCUGCCUCUGUCUUGUAAUGAGAUGUAGUGUUUACUCUUCACAUAGAAUCAUUUGGAAUGGGAGUUCUGAGGAGGAGAGAGGGUCUUGUGAUGACUCCCUUCUCUGAAUUAGUAGGCUCCAGAGCUUCCUAACAUAGUGAAAUGUCAGAGCAGAAAGAGGAGAUGCUAGUAUCUUUCCUCUCAUCAUUAAAGGUGUUUUGGCCAAAUA
This is a messenger RNA of Perognathus longimembris pacificus (Pacific pocket mouse), 4660 nucleotides long. It is a transcript of the gene Sall2, whose product is annotated as spalt like transcription factor 2. Gene Ontology annotation, molecular function: RNA polymerase II cis-regulatory region sequence-specific DNA binding; DNA-binding transcription factor activity, RNA polymerase II-specific. Bases 88 to 3114 code for a protein of 1008 amino acids. Gene Ontology annotation, cellular component: nucleus. Lineage: Eukaryota; Metazoa; Chordata; Mammalia; Rodentia; Heteromyidae. Gene Ontology annotation, biological process: regulation of transcription by RNA polymerase II. The transcript has 2 exons. The record is from RefSeq and is a predicted model, not a curated record.